Daphnia pulicaria is the source of this 4401-nucleotide messenger RNA. It is a transcript of the gene Myo31DF, whose product is annotated as unconventional myosin-Id-like. Bases 832 to 3876 code for a protein of 1014 amino acids. Gene Ontology annotation, cellular component: microvillus; vesicle; actin cytoskeleton. Gene Ontology annotation, molecular function: actin filament binding; microfilament motor activity; ATP binding. The transcript has 17 exons. The record is from RefSeq and is a predicted model, not a curated record. Lineage: Eukaryota; Metazoa; Arthropoda; Branchiopoda; Diplostraca; Daphniidae. Gene Ontology annotation, biological process: actin filament organization; vesicle transport along actin filament.
GUAUAGAUAGUAUACUACACAGAACACGACAGGUAUAUACAACAACAAAAAAAUGAAAAAAGUUGUUUUUGGGGGUAGGGCCCAUUGAAUAUUUAAUUUCGUAAAAAGCUCUGCCAUUUUGGUUCACUUUCAUACAGUAUCUUAGUAGGACAACAAACCAAGUGGGAGUAUGGUGACUAAUGCAACCGGAAUUGUGUGUGUGUGUGUGUAUGUUUGUGUGUGUGUGUGUGACAGCUUUCGUUGGGUCCCGAGUUUUUGAAUAACCGACCGAAAUAUAUUCAAGUUUGACGUUUCUUGCCCCGCAGUGGGAACGAACAAAAAAUACUCCUCCCGGACCCCGGGUUUGGUUCAGCGUGUCGUGUGCCACAGCCACAGUCAGUCGGCUGCUGGCUUCUGCACGAACUGGUCGUGUUGUUGUUCGUGGCUGUUUCCCACCACCACCACCACAACACACAAACAUAUUUUCCACUAGUGUUUCUUAUCUUCUCAUUUCCUUUUGGAAGAAAGAAACAACAACACCUGAUACACAUACCUGUGUGGACAAGCGAAAGCUCUUUUCGUGCACACACGUACAUUCAUCAUUGUGAACGACGACGUGAAAGUCUCUUAGUUAUUGUUCUCUCCCUUCAUUCUCGUGGCCGGUGUUUGGCGAACCGCGAUAUACUACAUGACUGAGUGAAGAUACACACACACAGCAUAGAGACUCGACGAAGAAAAAGAAAGGGACGAGAGAAAGCCGCCUGUUAAAGGUUGUGUGUUGUGUUUUUUUUUUUUUUUUUUUUUUAUUGUGUGCGUGAGUCUGCGUGGGGGGAGGCUGUUUGUGCUCACACCAUGAUGAAUCACGAAGAGAUCGGUCGAGGAGACUUUGUUCUGCUCGACGAAAUUUCUCCCGACAGUUUCAUCCACAAUCUGCGAAUCAGAUUCAAUGGAGGGAAAUUUUACACUUACAUUGGCGAAGUGUGUGUUUCAGUCAACCCGUAUAGAACGCUGAAUAUUUACGGACCGGAUUAUGUCAGCCAAUACAAAGGAAGAGAAAUUUUCGAGCGGCCGCCGCACAUAUUCGCCAUCGGUGAUGCAGCCUACAAGACGAUGAAGAGAAAUGGCAAAGAUACGUGCAUCGUCAUCAGCGGCGAAUCGGGCAGCGGGAAAACCGAGGCUUCUAAAAUCAUCAUGCGUUACCUGGCAGCCGUGACAAACCUUAGCGGCCAGCAAGAAAUCGAACGAGUGAAAAACAUUCUUCUUCAGUCGAACGCAAUUCUGGAAACGUUUGGCAAUGCCAAAACGAAUCGCAACGACAAUUCUUCCAGGUUCGGCAAGUACAUGGACAUUCACUUUGAUUUCAAAGGCGAUCCCAUUGGCGGACACAUCAACAACUAUCUGCUGGAGAAAUCGCGUGUCAUUGUCCAACAAGCGGGCGAGCGCAACUUCCAUUCAUUCUAUCAGUUGUUGUUUGGAGCUCCGGAUGGUGAGGCGGCCAAGUUGCAGCUGAAACGUGACCCGACAUUUUACCACUUUUUGCGCCAAGGAGGCGUGGCCAAAGUGGAUUCCAUCAGCGACCGGACUGAUUACAAAAACGUUUCGUCCGCUUUCCGCGCCUUGAAUUUCGACGGCCCAUCAGUGGAUACCAUCUGGAAAAUUGUGGCGGCCGUUCUGCAUCUGGGAAAUGCGGAAUUCAAAUCGGAGGGCGACAAGACCCGCCUGGCCAAUUCUGCGACGCUGUCGACCGUGGCAUCUUUGCUCUGCGUCGACCCCAAUGAGUUGAACCGAGCCUUGUGCCAUCGUGUGAUUGCCGCCAACGGCGAAUUGAUGGAGAAAGGUCACACGACAUCCGAGGCUAUCUACGGCAGAGACGCCUUCGCCAAGGCCCUCUACGAUCGUCUGUUCUCGUGGAUUGUGGAGCGAGUUAACAGCGCCAUUGAAGUACAAAGGGCGGAUAGAAGCUAUAACGUACCAGGUACGGUUAUUGGUGUGCUCGAUAUUUACGGUUUCGAGAUCUUCGACAUCAACAGUUUCGAGCAAUUUUGCAUCAACUACUGCAACGAGAAACUGCAGCAGCUUUUCAUCGAAUUGGUGCUGAAACAAGAGCAAGAAGAAUACCGGCGGGAGGGCAUCGCCUGGCAAAACAUCGACUAUUUCAACAAUCAGAUCAUCUGCGAUCUGGUUGAGCAGCAGCACAAAGGAAUUCUCGCCAUUAUGGACGAGGCUUGCUUGAAUGUCGGACGCGUUACCGAUCAAAUGUUAUUGGAAGCGCUGGAUCAGAAACUUUCACAGCACAAGCAUUACACUAGUCGCAAGCUAAGCCCGCUGGAUAAAGAAUUGCGACACGGCUCCGAUUUUCGCAUUCGGCAUUACGCAGGCGAUGUAGUCUACGACGUUGGCGGAUUCCUGGAUAAAAACAAGGAUACAUUGUUUCAAGAUUUCAAGCGUUUGCUCUACAGUUCCAAGGACCCUAACAUUCGUCAUAUGUGGCCUGAAGGAGCCCAAGACAUCCACAAGACAACCAAAAGGCCACUGACAGCUGGAACGCUGUUCAAAAACUCGAUGAUUGCAUUGGUUAAGAACCUGACAUCUAAAGAACCUUUUUAUGUCCGAUGCAUUAAACCCAACGACCAAAAAUCCCCUGUGCUCUUUGAUGAAGAACGUGUGCGACACCAAGUCAGUUAUUUGGGGUUGAUUGAAAAUGUACGUGUUCGCCGAGCUGGUUUUGCUUACAGGCAGAGUUACGAUCGUUUCUUGAGGAGAUACAAAAUGGUUUCCCAAUAUACUUGGCCAAAUUUCCGUGGCGGAGCCGAUCGUGAUGGAGUCCGCAUUUUAAUCCAACAGCAAAAUUUCGACGAGGACGUUGUCUAUGGCAAAACGAAAAUCUUUGUUCGAUCACCGCAGACCCUCUUCAUGCUUGAACAAGCUCGCGCUCGACUCAUUCCGGGAAUAGUCAUUUUUCUUCAAAAAUUAUGGAGAGGAUCCGUUUGUCGUCGUCGCUAUAAGAAAAUCUUGGCUGCCAAAAAGAUUGUCGGCGCUUAUCGUCGGUACAAAAUGCGCGCAUACAUCAAACUCCUCAUCAGUCCGCUCCGCAAUGCGAAGCAGUUGCGGGACUACGGUUUAUCAGUGCAGUGGCCGUCGUCGCCGCUAAUUAUCGCCAAAUUGGUUAACAAGUUUCACGCUGCUUUUCAUCGCUGGCGAGCUUGGAUGGUUAUCCGAGCUAUCCCUAAUCAGGAUUGGCCACAACUCCGUCUUAAAAUUGCCGCCGCUGACGCAUUGCAAGGGCAACGUUCCGGCUACGGGCUGAAUCGCCGGUGGGAGGGAAAUUACGUAAGGGAUGAGCUGAACGCCCCUACGGCUCUGGUCACGUUGAAAACUAAAGACAGGAUCCAACAAAUCUUGUUUGCUUCUCGGAUACGCAAGUACAAUAAGCGCUUCAAGUCGAGUGAACGAGCUAUACUCAUCACAGAAGCUUCUGUCUACAAACUGGACGGGAAGACUUUCAAACCCAAGAAUAAAACCCCCUUGGUUGAGAUCACGGCGCUGAGCGUCAGUUCCGAGGAUGACCACCUUCUCGUCAUUCACUUGCGGAGUAACAAUGACCUGGUCAUUUCUCUGCAACCGGAUGAUCGAAAUGGAGGUAGCAGAGUCGGUGAAGCUGUCGGAAUUCUCCUGCAGCAAUGCGAAAAGUUGAACGGCAAACCUUUGUCGGUGAAAACUGGUACUCGAUUCCAGUGCAUGCUUGGUCGCAAGCCGCGUACUAUCCAUAUUGAUUCGAACAACGCUUCCAUUAGUGCCAUCAAUUUUGUCAAGCAAUCGAAAACAGAUAUUCUCUAUCAAUCGCCUACAAAUUCUAUCAAAGGUGUUGCGACCAAUGGUCAAAACGGCUAUCACUGAAACCGCCACUGAGAGCUUGGAAGUGUUAGUGGGACCAUUGUGGGUGGUUAGCUGUAUAAUGUAUGUUUUUUUUUUCUCUCUAAAUGGACGAUGAUUCAUCCAAUCUUAAUUAAAAGAGGUAUACAGAGCCAAUAUUAACAGUUUCUUAUGUGUAUUCAAAGUUAUUGGUGUUAUCAUAACGUGCCAUUUUUUAAAAAUUUGUGUACUUUACCUUUGUUUUCAUCUGGCAAUAGCCUAAAUACUGGAAAUCCGGGUUCGUAAAAAUUUUGUCUGGAUUUUUAUGGCUUAGCAAAAAUGUUAAUGUGUUCAUGUAAACAUCACAUUCGAUUUUAUAUUUUAAGUCGCCUUUAAAAAACUUAUUGGAAUUAUAUAGCUGUAAUCAAGGGGCUUCGAAUGGAUGAGAGAUUCUUAAUUACGUUUGCCUUUCCACUUAACUAAAGAAGUCAGUUAUAAACAAGGCAGUCAAUUGGUUCGGUACAGUCUUUGAAGGAAUUUUAUUAUUCAAUACACCGCUUGUGAAAUUUU